AUGAUCGUCGAAGGUGGGAGCCUUGCUGGCCAAGACUUGACAAAGCGCGCGCUGAACGAAAAAAUUGACAAACUAUUCGCGUGUGGCGUGGGAAAAUAUGUGAACCUCCCCCAACUUGUUGUGGUUGGUGACCAAUCGAGUGGCAAAAGUUCUGUCUUGGAGGGCUUGACCAAGUUGAACUUUCCACGAGACAGCGGGCUAUGUACUCGCUUCGCAACUCAGAUCAUUUUCCGUCGUGAGCCAAGUCUGAGGGAUCGAGAAAUUUCUGCUUGCAUAAUCCCCACCUCGAAUCUCGAUGCAAAACAGGACCAAAAAGUCAGAACCUGGAAGGCCUCCGGGCUCCAGUCUCUCAGUCCGCAGGAGUUCUCCCGAAUGAUGCACGAGGUACACGAGAUAAUGGGCCUGUCCUCUGAAGAUGACGAUGGAAAGCCGACUUUCUCAGACAACGUGUUAGAGCUUGAGAUCAAAGGCCCCGAUGAAAGUCACCUCAGUAUCAUCGAUGUGCCGGGAAUCUUCAAGAACACUACCUCCGGGCGUACCACAAAAAAUGACAUUGCCAUGGUCAGAAGCAUGGUCCUCGGAUACAUGCAGAACCCUCGCUCCAUCAUGCUUGCUGUUGUCCCGGCAAAUGUGGAUAUUGCCACACAGGAAAUCGUUGAGAUGGCCCGCGACGAAGACCCCCAGGAAUUGAGAACGUUGCGAAUCCUCACCAAGCCUGACCUUGUCGACGAGGGAGCUGAAGGUAAAAUAGUUCAACUCAUCAACGAUGGCAAUGCUAAAGGGCAGCUUGGCUGGAUUCUUGUUCGGAACUUAAGCCAGAAGCAAAUGUCUAAUGGGAAUGUUGACCGUGAUACGGAAGAAGCACUGUUUCAUCACACGUCUCCCUGGAAUCAAGUGGUUCCUGAAAACUACGGUAUCGGCGCGCUCAAGGCCCGCCUCCAAGAGUUGCUCACAGCCACCGUGCGCCGGGAGUUUCCCUCUGUUCGCACUGAAGUCAUCAAAAGACUUAGGGAGUCCAAGGAAUCAUUGGAAUCCCUUGGAGCGCAGCGAGAUACACCGGAACAGCAGAGACGUAUUAUUUUGGAGAUUGUGUCCGCAUUCCAAGACAUUACCCGACAUGCAACUGCUACCAACUAUGGAGCUCAUAAAAUUUUCGACGAGAUAAACUGUUCUCGGCUGGCCACCCAUAUCUCCUCCAGAAACUCUGUGUUUUCCGAUGAUCUCGAGUCAUCUGGCCACUUGUUUGAAUUCGCUUCAAUGGUUGAAGAUCAGUCUUUAAACUCAGUCAAUCCUAAGGCCAGUUCGCAGCAGGAUCAAAUUAUGAUAGAAAGCCGAAAGUCGACCGGGGUUCAUGAUCUCCAAGAAAUUCUUGUUGAAACUGAAGAGAUCGAGGCCUCCUUUAAGUCGGCCAUUCUCCCAUGGAUCAAGGACAUUUAUCAAGCUUCUCGGGGCUUUGAGAUUGGUACCUUCAACCACACGUUGCUAUCAACUCUCAUGAGAAAGCAGACAGUGAAAUGGCCUGUUUUGGCUUGGGGAUAUGUCAGCGAUAUCAUCAAUUAUGUUCACGCCUUCAUAAGUGAAGUUCUUGAUGAUAUUUGCAACAAUCACCAACUAUUUACUGGCAUCAUGUCAGCCCUCAGGGAUGACCUCUUCUCCGCUUAUCGUCGAGGCAUGUCAAUGAAUAAAUUCUUGUUGGAAGUCGAGCGGGGAGGAACCCCGAUGACAUUGAACCACUAUUUGAAUGAUAAUCUCGAAAGAUCUCGACAAGAGAGAUUCAAUGCUGCCAUCGCCGACAAGGUCUUCGAUAACUUUUCACAGGGAGAGGUCGUGCGGCUCAGCGACCUUACUGCCCAGCACAACAUGAGCAACUUGGAUCAUACUGUCCAGGACAUUCACGAUAUCCUGGAAUCCUACUACAAAGUGGCUCGCAAAAGGUUUGUUGACAAUGUUUGCAUGCAAGCAGUUGAUUGUCACCUCGUGACUGGGCCUGAAGCACCUAUGAAACUCAUAUCACCGACUUGGGUGAAUGACUUAUCUAACGAUGCAUUGGAAGAGAUAGCCGGAGAGGAUGUGGGUUCCAAACGAAGACGGAAACAGUUGCAGAAGGAGAUUGAGGAUUUAGAGACCGGAAGAAGAAUUCUCUGGACAUGA
Penicillium soppii is the source of this 2151-nucleotide messenger RNA. Its product is annotated as dynamin family protein. NCBI's taxonomy places the organism in Eukaryota, Fungi, Ascomycota, Eurotiomycetes, Eurotiales, Aspergillaceae. The record is from RefSeq and is a predicted model, not a curated record. The transcript is spliced from 4 exons. Gene Ontology annotation, cellular component: membrane; microtubule; cytoplasm. Gene Ontology annotation, molecular function: GTPase activity; GTP binding; microtubule binding. The coding region runs from base 1 to 2151 and encodes 716 amino acids.